Messenger RNA from Hipposideros armiger (great roundleaf bat), 3977 nucleotides. RefSeq names its product ceruloplasmin. The coding region runs from base 215 to 3415 and encodes 1066 amino acids. Gene Ontology annotation, cellular component: plasma membrane. Gene Ontology annotation, biological process: iron ion transport. The transcript is spliced from 19 exons. The record is from RefSeq and is a predicted model, not a curated record. Gene Ontology annotation, molecular function: copper ion binding; oxidoreductase activity. Lineage: Eukaryota; Metazoa; Chordata; Mammalia; Chiroptera; Hipposideridae.
AGUUUGGCAAUGGAAAGCUGCGAGUUGUUUUUUUUCCUGGGUUUACGAGAACUGAGCUGAACUGGAAAAUGUUAUUUGCUUUAAUGAAACAAUUUACUCUUAUGCAACAUUAAAUUGUGUCAAUCAAGCAAAUAAAGGAAGAAAGCCUUAUUUAUAAAAUUGCCUGCUUCUGAUUUCACUUCAUUGCUUCUCGGCUCCAAGAGAGGGAAAAAAAAUGAAGAUUUUGUGGCUGAGUAUUUUUCUAUUUUUCUAUAGUACCACAGCCUGGGCAAAAGAUAAGCAUUAUUACAUUGGAAUUAUUGAAACAACUUGGAACUAUGCCCCUGACAAUGGGGAAAAGAAACUUAUUUCAGUUGACACGGAACACUCCAAUAUCUAUCUUCAAAGUAGCCCCAACAGAAUUGGAAGAUCAUAUAAGAAGGCCCUUUAUCUUCAGUACACAGAUGAGACUUUUAGAACAACUAUAGCAAAACCUGACUGGCUGGGGCUUUUAGGACCUAUUAUCAAAGCAGAAACUGGAGAUAAACUUUUUAUACAUUUAAAAAACUUUGCCUCUAGGCCCUACACUUUUCAUGCACAUGGGAUAACUUACCUCAAGGAACAUGAAGGAGCUAUCUACCCUGAUAACACUACAGAUUUUCAUAAAGCAGAUGACAAAGUGUAUCCAGGUGAGCAAUAUACAUACAUAAUGCAAGCCACCCAAGAACAAAGUCCUGGUGAGCAAGAUGGCAAUUGUGUGACCAGGAUUUACCACUCCCACAUUGAUGCUCCAAAAGAUAUUGCUUCAGGACUCAUUGGACCUUUAAUAGUCUGUAAAAAAGGUUCCCUGGAGGAAGAAAAAGAAAAAAAUAUUGACAAAGAAUUUGUGGUGAUGUUUUCUGUGGUGGACGAAAAUUUCAGCUGGUACCUAGAUGACAACAUUAAAACCUACUGCUCUCAACCAGAGAAAGUUGACCAAGAUGACGAAGACUUCCAGGAGAGUAACAGGAUGUAUUCUGUGAAUGGAUAUGCUUUUGGAAGUCUCCCAGGACUCUCCAUGUGUGCCGAGGACAGAGUAAAAUGGUAUCUUUUUGGUAUGGGUAAUGAAGUUGAUGUGCAUGCAGCUUUCUUCCAUGGCCAGACAUUGACUGACAAGAACUACCGUGUUGAUACAAUCAAUCUCUUUCCUGCUACCCUUUCUGAUGCUUUUAUGGUGGCCCAGAACCCUGGAGAAUGGAUGCUUAGCUGUCAGAAUCUAAACCAUCUGAAAGCUGGGUUGCAGGCCUUUUUCCAGGUACAAGACUGUCACAAGCCUUCAACAGAGGAUGACAUCCAUGGGGAAAAUGUUAGACAUUACCACAUUGCUGCUGAGGAAAUCAUCUGGAAUUAUGCACCCUCCGGCAUAGACACCUUCACCAAAGAAAACUUAACAGCACCUGAAAGUGAUUCAGAGGUAUUUUUUGAACAUGGUCCUACGAGAAUUGGAGGCUCUUAUAAAAAGCUGGUUUAUCGUGAGUACACAGAUGCCUCCUUCACAAAUCGAAAGGAGAGAGGCCCUGAAGAGGAACAUCUUGGCAUCCUGGGUCCUGUCAUUUGGGCAGAGGUGGGAGACACGAUCAGAGUCACUUUCUAUAACAAAGGAGAGUAUCCCCUCAGUAUUGAGCCAGUUGGGGUGAGAGUCAGUAAGAGCAACGAGGGUACAUACUACGCUUCCAACCCCCAGAGUAAAGGUGUGCCUCCUUCUUCAGCCUCCCAUGUGGGACCCAAAGAAACAUUCACCUAUGAAUGGACUGUCCCCAAAGAAGUGGGACCCACUUACAAAGACCCUGUCUGUCUAUCUAAGAUGUAUUACUCUGCUGUGGAUCCUACCAAAGAUAUAUUCACCGGGCUUAUCGGGCCAAUGAAAAUAUGCAGGAAAGGAAGCUUACAUGCAAAUGGGAAACAGAAAGACGUAGACAAGGAGUUCUAUUUGUUACCCACAGUGUUUGAUGAGAAUGAGAGUUUACUCCUGGAUGAUAAUAUUAAAAUGUUUACAACUGCACCUGAUCGGGUAGAUAAGGAAGAUGAAGAUUUUCAGGAAUCUAAUAAGAUGCACUCCAUCAAUGGAUUUAUGUACGGGAAUCAGCCUGGUCUCAAUAUGUGCCAAGGAGAUUCAGUCGUGUGGUAUUUAUUCAGUGUUGGAAAUGAGGCCGAUGUACACGGGAUUUAUUUUUCAGGAAAUACAUAUGUGUCAAGAGGAGAAAGGAGAGACACAGCAAACCUCUUUCCUCAAACAAGUCUUACACUCUCCAUGCAGCCUGACACUAAAGGGACUUUUGAUGUUGAGUGCCUCACAACUGAUCACUACACAGGUGGCAUGAAGCAAAAAUACACUGUGAACCAAUGCAGGCAACUGUCCGAGAAUCCAAACUUAUACCUGGGAGAGAGGACCUACUACAUCGCAGCAGUGGAGGUGGAAUGGGAUUAUUCCCCAAGUAGGAAGUGGGAAAAGGAGCUGCAUCAUUUACAAGAGCGCAAUGUUUCGAAUGCAUUUUUAGAUAAGGAAGAAUUUUACAUAGGCUCAAAGUACAAGAAAGCUGUCUAUCGACAAUACACUAAUAGCAACUUCCAAGUUCCAGUGGAGAGAAAAGCUGAAGAGGAACAUCUGGGAGUUCUAGGUCCACAACUUCAUGCAGAUGUUGGAGACAAAGUUAAAAUUGUCUUUAAAAACAUGGCCACAAGGCCCUACUCAAUACAUGCCCAUGGGGUGAAAACAGAGAGUUCUACAGUUACUCCGACUUUACCAGGUGAAACUCGCACUUACAUAUGGAAAAUUCCAGAAAGAUCUGGAGCUGGAAUAGAGGAUUCUGCUUGUAUUCCAUGGGCUUACUAUUCAACUGUGGAUCACGUUAAGGAUCUCUACAGUGGAUUAAUUGGCCCACUGAUUGUUUGUCGGAGACAUUACCUAAAAGUAGUAAAUCCCAUAAAGAAACUGGAAUUUUUCCUUCUGUUUUUUGUUUUUGAUGAGAAUGAAUCUUGGUACUUGGAUGACAACAUCAAAACAUACUCUGAUCACCCUGAGAAAGUAAAGAAAGACAAUGAUGAAUUUAUAGAAAGCAAUAAAAUGCAUGCUAUUAACGGAAGGAUGUUUGGGAACCUACAAGGCCUCACAAUGCAUGUGGGAGAUGAAGUCAACUGGUAUCUGAUGGGAAUGGGCAAUGAAAUAGACUUGCACUCGGUCCAUUUCCAUGGCCACAGCUUCCGAUACAAGCACAGGGGCAUUUAUAGUUCUGAUGUCUUUGACAUUUUCCCUGGGACAUACCAAACCCUAGAAAUGUUUCCAAGGACACCUGGGAUCUGGUUACUCCACUGUCACGUGACAGACCACAUUCAUGCUGGAAUGGAAACCACUUACACUGUUCUGCCAAAUGAAGUUCAUGAUUGGCAUAUGGAAUGAUGGCCUCUGGGCACCUCUCUAGCAGUGUGUCUAUACACUGUUCAUACUCUUUCAAACGCGUCUGACACAGAACCUGGACACUGAGGCCAGCAACACUGUCUUCUGAGAGUGGCUCCAAGAACGGAACAAUGGAAGCUAUGUCAAAUGAAGGACCACAUAUAAGAGACUAUGAACAGAAAAGUAAAAUGUUAUGGAAUGAGGCACCCAAAAAACUAAAGCACGGCAUACAGAAUACCAUUUUUUAAAAAGACUAAACUUCACUUGCAAAAAAUAUAAAAUAAGAAAAGAAUGAAAUGUUAGAGCACAUGCAUAUGAUAUUUAGUAUGUCUAAGUGGACUGAAGUAUUAAAUAAUAUUUAAACCAACUCUAGUUAAAGAAUAACAAUCUGUUUAAUAGAAAGCAAUCAUUUGUAAAAUAACAUGAUUUUGUUUGCUUUGGAUAGACUGCAAAUUAAAACUAAUGGGAAUGCUUUAGGACUCUAUCCUAAGGAAAUAAUCAAUUUUGGGGUCAAAGAGUUAUGUCCAAUGAUGUUCAUCCCAAGAGUGCUUAUAAUACUGAAAAA